GGAAACCCUGGCUCCUGGGACCACAUGAUGGGCCAAUUGAAAAACAGAGGCCUGGAUGCCAAGUCCUUCCUUGAAGGGAAGAUGGUGGUUCUUUCUUUGGCUAUUGGUUUGGCAGAGCAAGAUGACUUUGCCAAUAUCCCUGAUCCAAUCACCUCCAUGCAGGAAGCUCCAACAGCCAAUCAGGAAGCACUUCCUCCUCCUCCUGACAAGAGGGGCGUGUGCAACAAGCCAGGCAACAGUCCCAAGGGCCAUCCCCCCGACGGACACUCCUCAGUCACCGAUCUGGCCAACUCACUCACCGGAGAUAUGGUCAUGCUGUCCCCGGGCUCAGAGGAUGACGAUGGUGAAGGUCCUAUCAGUGAGAAGCUGGGGCGGAUCCAGUUCUCUGUUGGCUACAGCUUCCAGGACUCCACCCUGACCGUCAAGAUUCUCAAGGGCCAGGAGCUCCCUGCCAAGGACUUCUCUGGCACCUCUGACCCCUUCGUCAAGCUCUACCUGCUGCCGGACAAGAAGCACAAGCUGGAGACCAAAGUGAAGAGGAAGAACCUCAACCCUCACUGGAAUGAGACCUUCCUGUUUGAGGGUUUCCCGUAUGAGAAGGUGAGGGAGAGGACUCUGUACCUGCAGGUGUUGGACUUUGACCGAUUCAGUCGUAACGACCCCAUCGGGGAGGUAUCCAUCCCCCUCAACAAGCUCAGUGACCUGGGACACAUGCAGACCUUCUGGAAGGAGCUCAAACCCUGCAUGGAUGGAGCGGGGAGGCGAGGGGACCUUCUGGUGUCUCUGUGCUAUAACCCAACUGCCAACACCAUCACUGUGAACAUCAUCAAAGCACGCAAUCUCAAAGCCAUGGACAUAGGAGGAACAUCAGACCCUUAUGUGAAGCUGUGGCUGAUGCACAAGGACAAGCGCAUUGAGAAGAAGAAGACUGUGACGAUAAAGCGUUGUCUCAACCCAGUCUUCAAUGAGUCUUUCCCCUUCGAGGUUCCGGCCCACGUUCUUCGGGAGACCACCAUCAUCAUCACUGUCAUGGACAAGGACCGGCUCAGCCGCAACGAUGUCAUUGGCAAGAUCUACCUAUCAUGGAAGAGUGGUCCGGCGGAGGUGAAACACUGGAAGGACAUGAUGGGCCGGCCGCGUACUAACGUGGCCCAAUGGCACGCUCUCAAGGCCUGAUCGUCCCACCUACCCUCUUUAGCGGCCCUGCCUCUCCCCCCCUAGUCUCCAACAUUAACGUCCAAUCCCCGUCCCCCACCUCCAACGUCCAAUCCCCGUCCCUAUGCACAACACUGACUAGCUGCCAGGCUGCGAAACACGGGUACAAUUAGCCAUCCGCUCUCUUUACCUUUAAACCCCUCCGCUCUCUUCUCCUCUUCUCUGUAUCUCUUCUCUAGAUUUCUUCUUGCUUCCUUGGUUUCUUUUUAUUCACCCCUGUCUUUAUAGCUAUGUCUCCCUUGCCUCCACUCUGCCAAUGGUCCCCCUGUUUCUGUCUGUCUGUCUGUCUGCUUCUGUGUGUGUGUGUGUGUGUGUGUGUGUGUGUGUGUGUGUGUGUGUCCCUAUGCACCUGUGGAUCUGAUUUGAGGUUUUCCUCUUCCGUAUGCCUGAGACUCCCUGGUCUUUGACUGCUCUACAGACCCCUACUAGUAUAUCAUAUAUGGAGCCAUUUUGGACAGUGCAAUGACGUCCCAUUGAAUCACAGAAAAUAUUUUAAAAAAUGUAAUGAAUGCCUGUGUACAAAUAUUGACAAAUAUUCCAGGUAAAAAUGCUGUGAGUGUAAAUGAAGUCUGAGACAGACAAAACCCUCCUUCUCUCCUGUAUGAUGUCCCCCUCUCCUUCUCUCCUGUGUGAUGUCCCCCCCUCCUUCUCUCC
Coregonus clupeaformis (lake whitefish) is the source of this 1869-nucleotide messenger RNA. RefSeq names its product synaptotagmin-7-like. Gene Ontology annotation, cellular component: axon; membrane; synaptic vesicle. Gene Ontology annotation, molecular function: calcium-dependent phospholipid binding; clathrin binding; calcium ion binding. The record is from RefSeq and is a predicted model, not a curated record. The coding region runs from base 25 to 1176 and encodes 383 amino acids. The transcript is spliced from 9 exons. Gene Ontology annotation, biological process: vesicle fusion; regulation of calcium ion-dependent exocytosis; calcium-ion regulated exocytosis. NCBI's taxonomy places the organism in Eukaryota, Metazoa, Chordata, Actinopteri, Salmoniformes, Salmonidae.